Molecule: messenger RNA, 743 nt
Organism: Actinia tenebrosa (Australian red waratah sea anemone)
Lineage: Eukaryota; Metazoa; Cnidaria; Anthozoa; Actiniaria; Actiniidae
Product: gamma-aminobutyric acid type B receptor subunit 2
Biological process (GO): G protein-coupled receptor signaling pathway; gamma-aminobutyric acid signaling pathway
Cellular component (GO): membrane; G protein-coupled receptor heterodimeric complex
Molecular function (GO): G protein-coupled GABA receptor activity
Source: RefSeq, a predicted model, not a curated record
CUAGAGGGAAGGGCAGAGCGCCAGACUCCUUCAGCAGUUUUAUCCAUCCAACCUUUACGACGCGGCCUUCUCAGAGGAAAGAUCUUUUAGCCCAGGACACUGAACAUUGUACAACACUAAGGCGGUUUUCCAAGUAUCCUCAAGAUUUUCACCUUAAAAAAAUAAUGCGUUUUCGCUUGUCUGUGUCUACGCUUCUCAUUCUUAUCUUCACGUUGCCUUCACGUGCUAUCCAAACUAACCAAACUAACCAAACUAACCAAACUCGUGAUGAAAAACCCAUAAUAAAUAUUGGGGCUCUCCUUUGGAAGGCGCAGCUGCUUGACAGUUUUGGUUACAAUCGGUCUGUUCAUCUGGCCAAGUCACUCGUCGAAAAUAGUACUCGGUUCAAGACUCUAACCGAUAGAUAUCAGCUGAAUUUGGUUAUAGAAGAUACAUUCGGAAUUCCGGGAUGGGCUAUAUCGAAAGCAUACCAGAUAACCCAAAGUAACCCGAUUCCAACAGCAGUUAUAGGGCCUGCCUUAUCAUCUUUAUUAGAUUAUGUAGCCACGACAGUCAACAUAAUUGCGUGUCUUUUGGUCCCCUAUACUACAAAAAUAGUCGAAGAUCCUCAAAAGACUAGUUUUGUUAUGAGUGCUUCGUCUGGUAUCCCACAAGAGAUAGCAGCUCGAAUGGCAUUCAUGAAAAGGUUCAAUUGGAAAAGAGCUGCUGUUAUUUACGAUAAAAGAAAUCAGUACCUAGUAACG